Messenger RNA from Aspergillus lentulus, 1836 nucleotides. Its product is annotated as signal recognition particle subunit SRP68. Lineage: Eukaryota; Fungi; Ascomycota; Eurotiomycetes; Eurotiales; Aspergillaceae. The record is from RefSeq and is a predicted model, not a curated record. Gene Ontology annotation, molecular function: 7S RNA binding; endoplasmic reticulum signal sequence receptor activity; signal recognition particle binding. Gene Ontology annotation, biological process: SRP-dependent cotranslational protein targeting to membrane. Gene Ontology annotation, cellular component: signal recognition particle, endoplasmic reticulum targeting.
AUGGAUAUUACGGAUUUCAUUUUCAAACAGAGAGAGGACGUCCUCCUCGCCGGAGACUACAACGCUUACCGGGCGCACACAACACGGAGGUUGCACAAACUCCGCAAGAAGCUCGGUCAGACUACUCCUAAAGGUCGUAAAUAUACUGCCAAACCUCCCGUCAGUGCAGAGGAUAUUAGCAGCAAUGUGGCAUAUGUACAUGUCCUUCUUCUCAGCUCUGAGCGAGCUUGGGCACAAGCAAUGCACAUGAAAUCCACGCACUCAGCCGACCCUUCAGUGAAAGGAAUUGCGGGUUCGGCCAGGCGUCAUAUUGUGUCUCGUCUGAAUAAGGCAUCCGGCUACUCUCAGCAAUUGGUCCUUCUGUUAGAGGACCAAGCAACUUCCGGUGCUACUGAUACCGACAUCCUUGAAGCCCGUGCUUACCUUGCUUCACUUUUGGGCGCCCUAUAUUUGGAGAAGCGGAAAUGGGAACAAUGCAUUCAGAGCUAUGCUGUCUCGAGGAUAAUCUAUACGACUCUUGGCCGAGAGGACAGAAAAGAUGCAUUCCGGGAUCUUCUCACUGGCACUAUUGAUCCCAGUAUCAGAUAUGCAGCCUAUCAGAUGAAGCUUCCCCGAUCAAGGCCUCUGUCCUCUUUAGCGAUCCAGUACUUCCCAUCCGAUGCAAACAUCAGGUCCGAAGUGGAAAGAGUGGAUCCCGAUUGUCUCAAGGAGGAUAUUGCAGGGACGAGAAAGACUGCCGACGGAGAGAUCCAGCAACUACCUGAGAGUAUCACUUGGAGGUCGCGGACUGUUGCUCUGGAAGAUGCCGCAAUCUCGCAGGCUCUUGCUUCUGCAGCUGCGGCAGAGUCGCGUCUCAAGUCUUGGCUUGCAGAUGUGGAAGGGAAGUCGGCUUCAUCAAAAGACCAAGCUGCCGCCUAUGAUAGUGUUAUUAUUGCCAGCCAGGACGCAGUCGACGCUACUAAGACUGCCAUCGAUGAUUUAGCUAAUGAAGGGGUGGAGCCUAGCGAUAAGAGAAUGCAAGGCUUGCAAAUCACUCGUACCGCGGUCAACUAUGCCUUGGUGGGAUGGAGAAUCGGACGUAACCGAGUUUUGUGCGGUCCUAACGAUGGCAUGACCUCUGAAACUGACAACGCCGAGGGCCUCAAACGGGGAAAGCGCGCGAGUCGGGUGGAGUCGACUGGGAAGAAGUUGACAAGGCUACGCGAAAAGGUCGUGCUAUACGACUCUAUUUUGCAGAGCAUCGAUUUCAUCCUGGAGUUACCUGGUGUUGCUGCGGACUCCACAUUUGUGCAAGAGCUGGAAGCGAAACGCUGCUACUUCCGUGCUUUAAGAUGUUUGUCUAUUGCGCGGUCUCAUUGCUACCUUGGGAACUCGAAGAACGCUCUUGCGCUCUACUCGCAAGCACUGCAGCUCACCGCCCAGUCGACAGUGUCUGACCAGUCGUCUCAAUUGUCAAACGAGCCUUUAAGGCUGGAUGUCUCGCGCAGCCAGGUUCAAGCUCUCGGGUCGAUUUUGCAAGGUCUUGUGGCACAGUACCGGGGUCUCGUCACUUUGGAGAAGAUGGCAGCCGAAGGAUCUCAGACAGGAAACCAGCGCCCGGUGAUAGAGCGCCUGCACGAGUUUUCCGGUGAUAGAGUGGAUUUGAGUAACCUCGUCCCCUAUCCGCCUAAAAUGCAGCCCAUUCCGGUCAAGCCACUGUUCCUCGAUGUGGCAUGGAAUUACAUCGACUAUCCUCGAGAAGGUGCGCACGCUCAGGAAGAGGCCCAGGCCGACAUGGAAACAGGAGCAGAGGAAAAGAAGGGAGGACGACGUGGCUGGUUUGGGUUUGGGCGCUGA